CUCAUGGUUUGUGGACUGAGAAAACAAAUUAAUUUUUUCUUUCCCGUUUCAUUUCACGAUCUCUCUCUCUUCUCUUGUGUUCUCCGAAGGCGACAGAGAAAGAACAAGGUCUCGAUCAUCAUCAUCCGACGGUGGAUCAUCAAAUCGGAAGAGAAAAUCCGAAGAAACUUGAUUGUGUAGAUCGUGAUGAAUUUGUUUUUUUUUUUAGAUGUUAUCGAAAUUAGGGUUUGUCGAAUUGGGAAUUGAUGAAAGAUAAAUUAGGGUUCUUUGAUGUAAACGCAAUUAGGUUGCUUUGAAUACAUAAUCAGUCUCUUUCUUCGUUAUUAGACAUGAUUGAAGACGAUUUUUUGCCUUUAGAUUGUUUGUUUCCAUUCGGAUUUGAUAUCAAGUUGAAUCUCUGUUUUGUAUGUCUCUCUGUUUCUCUGAAGAAGAGCUAGACAUAGAUGACAUUGACAUCGACGAUCAUCAUCAUAGUCAACAACAAGAGAAGCCUAAAGAACAAGGGAUAUUGUCACGGCUUAGUAAGCAGAAGAUGGUGAAUAGGUUUAGCAAUUUCAAAGGUAAGCUGAAAAAGAUGGCAACUAAGAAUGAGAAGAGUGUUGUAACCAAUGAGAAAAGCAUGAGGAGAAAAACGGUGCCACAGUCGAUCAGAUCAAGAAGAAAUACGGGUUUAACUCGUCCGAGGAAAUGGGAGCUGCCAAAAUGGCUUAGAGCAAACUUCAAGACAACCGGAAAAAGUUAGAGGGAAUUAGCUUGAGGACGACGGAAAUGGAAGAUACUGCAAAGUCUUUCUCCUCUACGGCAAAGGAACUACUAAGUGUUGUUGAGUUCAAUAAACAGAGCUCAAAAUCUUAGCAUUCUUUUUCUCUCCAUUAACUUUUUUAUAAGCUUAUAUUCUUAAAGAACUUUGUAUGUCAAAAUUACCUUUCAUUUUGUUUUUCCAUAUUGCUAAACAAUACUGUAAAUACUUUCUUCAAAGUUAUACAAGUGUGAGAGUUUUUCA
This is a messenger RNA of Arabidopsis lyrata subsp. lyrata, 1003 nucleotides long. RefSeq lists its product as uncharacterized. Lineage: Eukaryota; Viridiplantae; Streptophyta; Magnoliopsida; Brassicales; Brassicaceae. The transcript is spliced from 4 exons. The record is from RefSeq and is a predicted model, not a curated record. The coding region runs from base 407 to 742 and encodes 111 amino acids.